CUUGUUUUUGCGGGGUACAGUCGGAGGGUCCCGGGAGGUUGGGGAGGAGAAGGGGAGGAGAAGGGGAGGAAUAGAGGAAUAAAGGAAUAAAAGCAACAAUCCGUUCAAUAGGGUUGAUAGAAUAAAUUCUCUCUCCUCUAUUUCUCAAUAAUACAGGGUUUCUCUGUAUUAUUGAAACUCGGGUACAUAUACGUGCUUAAGAAUCUCUGAUAAAGUAAAUCCUACAGUCAGUGUCAAGACUCAAGAUCAAGAGCAAUGUCUAUCUUUGAGCAAAACCCGGCCAUAAAGUCGGCAUUAGAGUCAAUUGAUGAUGAGUCUUAUGAGCCUCCAGUUGUCACACUUUGGACUGCUAUCCUUUCUACUAUAUUUCCGACAUCCGAAGGCUUUUUGGUCGAACCCCACAAUGUGCUUGGACAUGGAUCCGGAGACACGGUUGAGCGUAGCCCAGAUGUGGUCGUUGUGAGAACGGAGUAUGGUCCAGGACUUCAAAAACGCCCUCGACGCGAUAUCCUUUUUGUCGAGUGCAAACGACCUUUGGAUGACAGGCCUUCUCGAUGGGUGUUCCAUGAGCAGCAAUUGAAAGACCAAGCAAGCCGCAAUCGCAAUCCUUCGGGUGACGAUGACAUAUUUACUGCCGAAGCCAUCGGGUGGAAGGUUAAAUUUUUUCGGUGGCACGGAAGUCGGGAGGAACACGAGCCUCUAUAUCCUGAUUCUGAGAUUCGAGAGCCUUUGAAUCUUAAAAAUUCUUACCAAGGCCGGCUCGCAGAGAGAUUUCUGACUUGGAUGAAAUUAUCUGCUAUAGAAUAGACCCAGUAUAGUGAUUUACCAAAUAUCGACGAGUUGAUUUAAUUAAAGCAUAAUUGAAAAGACGCGCUAAGUAAGUCAUUUCAAAUGGAGUACAUGUAGUCUUUCAUAUUAGAGGAUCUUUUGACGAGGC
Messenger RNA from Xylona heveae TC161, 937 nucleotides. RefSeq lists its product as hypothetical. The transcript is spliced from 2 exons. NCBI's taxonomy places the organism in Eukaryota, Fungi, Ascomycota, Xylonomycetes, Xylonales, Xylonaceae. Bases 256 to 807 code for a protein of 183 amino acids. The record is from RefSeq and is a predicted model, not a curated record.